Molecule: messenger RNA, 611 nt
Organism: Oncorhynchus gorbuscha (pink salmon)
Lineage: Eukaryota; Metazoa; Chordata; Actinopteri; Salmoniformes; Salmonidae
Product: acyl-CoA-binding domain-containing protein 7-like
Exons: 4
Coding region: 1-378 (125 amino acids)
Biological process (GO): fatty acid metabolic process
Molecular function (GO): fatty-acyl-CoA binding
Source: RefSeq, a predicted model, not a curated record
AUGCAGCUGGCUUAUAAUUAUUUCUUCACCAGCUAUGGAAAUACCUUAUUAGGUUACAUUCUGGAGUUUCUGUGCUGUAUUGUUUUCCCAUCUGUCCCUUUCCCUCCAUUCUUCCAUCUCUCUAUGCAGGCAGAGUUUGAGCGAGUAGCAGAUGAUGUGAAGAAGGUGAAGUCCAGACCUUCAGACCAGGAGCUGCUGGACAUGUAUGGUCUGUAUAAGCAGGCCAUAUUUGGAGACAUCAACAUUGACAAGCCAGGCAUGUUAGACAUGAAGGGGAAAGCCAAGUGGGAGGCCUGGGAUUCUAGGAAAGGUAUGUCCAAGGAGGAUGCCAUGACAGCUUACAUCUCACUUGCUAAGGAGAUCAUCAGCAAAUACUAAUAUGAUGAUGAAGUCGUAUCCAGGGUGUGACUAGAAAUGGUUAUAAUGAGGAGAGCUGUAUCUCAUUUAGCCACAAGCCAUAGGUUAUGAGAAGCUACUGCACUAGGAAUAAUUUGAUAUUUUUUUUCUCCUUAGAUUGACCUUUCUUGACUUUUAAAAUGUGGAGUUUUUCAACCCCUGUGCACUUUUGGGAUGUUGAAUUUAUGAUUUAAUAAAACAUUGUUUUAAAUUAC